UACGUACUUACUGUCUUGGAGUAAAACAUAAAUUACUAAUUAGUAAUUUAAAAUUUUAAAUUACAAUACGAUUGCGUGUUGAGUAAACUGUACAGUAAGUUUCCGUUUUUUGCCCCAAAUUUUCUUUGCAAGCUUUUUGUGAUUUAUUUAAUAUAAAGUAAUAAAGUAAAAUACAAUUAGGUAGUACAAUAAGCAAUCAAAAUAAUGAUAUCCUACAUCCCGCCGACUCGAGACCGUAAACAACUACCGUGAUUGACUUGGGCUGAUGAAGCUUUUUAAUUUAUGAUUCGCUUUGGAGAACCUGAAUUUCAACAGCCAAGUUUAUAACGUCUGUGAGGUGAGGGGAGGAUAUCCAAAGAGUAUGUAAUCACUACUAACAAUGGAAGAACUUAAAGAGAUAGUGGAUAGUACUGAAAAAAACCAACUACACGAAAAUUCAGACCAUUGGGUGGAUAUCACCUAUUUAGUCAACCCGCAUUUGUUUUACACACGCCUAACUAAAAAUAGGGCUGCUGUACAAAAAAUUCAAGCAAUAAAGCCUGUAUUAAAAUGUUGUAGUGUGGAUGUGCAUGAUAUAGUACUUUUUAAUUUGGAGAGAGAUUCAGAGAAUCCAAAAUAUGCUAGAGGUGAAGUUAUUGAUGUGGACCAAGCUGGAGAUACCAUAAAAUGUACCUUACUCGCUAUAGACUAUGGAUUUCGUGAAAAGGAUGUACCUCUGGAUCAAAUUUGGAAGUGUGACAAGUUAUUAUCGGGUAUUCCUCCUCUAGCAUUCAAAUGUAAGCUCGCUAAUUGUGGUCCGAGGGAGGAAGAUUGGAAAAAGGAAGAAAUUGAUGCUUUCAAACUUUUUGCUGGAGAUGGGCUUGCCAAAAUAGUAGUAGUAAAGAAAACUGUGGACUUUCUGGUGGUCACACUGUACAACAAUGGAGAACUGGAUGAUGUUGCAAGUGUGCUUGUAUUGACAAGUUUCACUGGAAUGGGGUACAUUCGCAGUGACUUAAAUCUGAUUGAGCCCAAAACAUCAAAAGUUCUAAAAACAGUCACACACUAUAAUUUCAAAAAAAUUAAAACUGGUGAUACACUUCAUGUCCGAGUACUAUCAGGUAAAUCACUCGCUGCUUUCUAUGUGGCAGAUGUAUUAGAUUACAGGAAGUACUUAGAUGAGUGUGACUUCCUUACACAACUAUCAAAACAGGAAGCUCCAAUUGAUGAAACCUGUGUUAAAUGCGGUGCUGUAGUUUGUGUCAAUGACUACAAUGACAAAAAAUAUAAACGGGGCGUAAUAAAGAAAGUAUAUAGUCAAAAUGAUACAGCUCUGGUGCAACUGGUUGAUUUGGGCAAAGAACAAGUUUUCAGUUUUGGGAAUCUGCGACAGGUGCCUCAGCGGUAUGUAUCAAUGCCAGUGGUUGGCAUCUUUUGCUCCGUGGAGGACAACCAACCCAGGAACAAUGUUCACAUAUUACUACAUCCAGGACGGGAGCUUCUUAUUACGAUUAUAAAAUUGGGACACCAGUUUGAAUCACCCAACGUAAUCAAGAUUGACAGAUUUGUCCUUUAAGGGACAUAUUAAAAUAUUCAUUCGCUCUUUUACUCUCUUCCCACUGUAUGUACAAACUUUUUUUUCUUCUAUUAAACCUAAUAUUAUCAAUAAUUAUUAUUAAUAUUUAAUUAUAUUAUCGUUAUUAUUAAAUUAUUCAUUAUCAAUUAGCAUUAUCACUUAUUAUUAUUUUUUAUUUUUGAUUUCAUUAUACAUUAUCAUAGAUAUAUUAUUAUUAUUAUUUUUGAUUUUUAAAUCUAGCAAAAUGAAUCCAUGCUAUGGAUUUAAGGGGCAACAGAACCCAAGAACAAAAUGAUUCAUGAUGCAUGCAAUGGAAUAAAAAGUAAAUUAAACUGAAUAAAAAUACCACAAGAGAGA
Molecule: messenger RNA, 1912 nt
Organism: Maniola jurtina (meadow brown)
Lineage: Eukaryota; Metazoa; Arthropoda; Insecta; Lepidoptera; Nymphalidae
Product: tudor domain-containing protein 1-like
Exons: 3
Coding region: 380-1555 (391 amino acids)
Source: RefSeq, a predicted model, not a curated record